AUGUCUAGUACUCAUCUCUCUGUCCUCGAAGCCAGUGCAUCGCGCUUUCCCUCCCGUCCAGUAUUCCGCACACCUCAGGUCGACCCCACGACAAGCCACAUAAUUCAGUGGCAGACUGUCACAUAUCGUCAGUUUCUUCUCGAUGUCGAAAACUUCGCAAGACAUUGGUCGAUGACCCUGGGUCGUGACCGGAUCCCCCAGCGAUCCGUCAUUGGAUUGUGGAUCGGUGGAUUCACUUACAUCGACGUCCUACACAUAUAUGGUAUCUCAAGAGCUGGCUAUGUCCCCCAGAUGUUCAGUCUGCGUCUUCCCAACCCGGAUGUAAUCUUUGAAUUACUCCAUCGCGCCAAUGCUCAGGCUCUCGUCUUCGAUUCUUCCUUUCAAGACGUCUUGAAAAACACUUCCCUUCCGAUACAUCCUGCCCUUAAUACCGUGGAAGCAGCCCUUACGGCAGGACCAUUACCGAUCCUACCUCAAUGCUCACCUGACGAUAUUGCCUUGAUGUUCCACACUAGCGGCUCCACAUCCGGUAGUCCAAAGCUUGUCCCUUGCACCUACAGAUGGUUGAACGCUACCGUCCACAAGUCGAGCCAGAUAUCUAAACCGUUCAGUCCCGUCCGCCAAGACGUCACUACUUGGAUGGGAAGCAUGUGUCAUAUUGGCCAAUCAUUCAUGUUAAUUGGCACCCUGCAGCAUGGUUCAUGUGUCAUUCAGCCGACGAUGAUAGACUUCUCCCCUGCAGAGCUGGUAGACAUGAUCCAUCGGUGUCAUCUUAACCGGCUGCGACAGUUUGCUGCCUUCCUGGCCAAGCAACUUCGUGCCUCCCGACAUGACACCAAGCUCUUGUCACUUUUGGCUGGUCUUGACGAAGUUUUGUACACAGGUAUGUCCCUACCGCGAGAAGACGAAGAAUGGGCGUACCACAACGGUCUCCCCAUCAAGAAUCUGUUCGGAAGCACCGAGUGCGGAGCGACGCUCAUAUCAGUCGGUGGAUGCGAUCCCAGUGCACCACUUCUUCGCUCACUUGAAGGGGUGUCGUACAGUUUCGUGCCUAUCAACCCUGAACAAAAUGAAGCGGGCCAUCAGUCUACCGCAAGGAUGUUAGAGUUCAUAAUUCGGGCAGAAUCCGGAGAUUGCCCCCAUCCUUCACUCCGGAGUGCCGAUGGCCACUUCCACACUGGAGAUCUAUUCCAAGAAGCUGCACCUGGAUCGUAUGUCUUCCGUGGCAGGGAUGACGAUUGGAUAAAAUCGGAGAACAGCCUGCGAUGUGACACCAAAGCUGUUGAAGAUAACGUUCGUGCUACGUGUGCAGGCCUUGUCGCCGACUGUAUCGUGGUCGGGACCGGUCGCCCGUCACCGGUCCUGUUUGUCGAACCAGCUGAUGACAUCGACCCUUCGAGGCUGAAGAAGGAGAUCAUUCGUAAAACGAGGCAUUUUCAUUCCCGUCGAUAUCUGCAUGAGCGGAUUAGCUCCCCGAAUAUGAUUAUCGUCGUACCUCGGCAAACAUUGCCCCGAACUGCGACGAAGGGUAAUAUUCGACGUCAAGAAGUCGAGACUCGCUACAAAGCAGAGCUCGAUCAAGUGUACGGUCUUGUGCGAUAG
Guyanagaster necrorhizus is the source of this 1602-nucleotide messenger RNA. RefSeq names its product acetyl-CoA synthetase-like protein. Bases 1 to 1602 code for a protein of 533 amino acids. Gene Ontology annotation, biological process: fatty acid metabolic process. The transcript is spliced from 6 exons. Lineage: Eukaryota; Fungi; Basidiomycota; Agaricomycetes; Agaricales; Physalacriaceae. Gene Ontology annotation, molecular function: medium-chain fatty acid-CoA ligase activity. The record is from RefSeq and is a predicted model, not a curated record.